GGUGCAGCGCAACUCGGCAAGGGACUCUUUAUGAGCACACACACUAUGGCUCUCCAGGGCAACGUAGCGAUCUUGACGCGCCUGCAGGACACAGUGGACGCUGUGCAGCAGCUGAAGCAGGCCAACGCGCAGGUGGCGGACGUGACGGUGCUCUCAGUGGCGGCGGGCUCCGACGUCGCCCAGACGGUGGCCAGCAGCUCCGCUAAGGAGGGCGCCUUCGACGUCGUCGUGUCGUUCAACGAGCAGGUCGAGCAGCUGGGCGCCGAGCUGGCCGUGGUGCUGCCACUCCUUAAGGACGGCGGCGCGCUGCAGCUGCACGUGGCCAACGUGCAGGAGGAGAAGAAGAACGCCGUCCUCAUGGCGCUGAUGAUCGCCGGACUCGUGGACACGACGGACAAGCAGGAGGCCAGCCCGUUCUACCCGGAGUUCACGGGCGCCGCGAGCUUCUCGUCCAAGAAGCAGUCGUUCGAGAGCGCCGCCAUCCCGCUGGCCAAGACCGCGCAGCCCAUCAAGAAGUGGACUGUGCUUGCCGACGACUUCGGUGGCGAUGAUGCGCAGGACGACGACAUCAUUGACGAGGACACGCUGCUGGACGACACGGACGAGGUCCUGCAGGCUGCCAAGGCCGACUGUGGCGAGAAGGUCGGCGGAAAGAAGCGCGCGUGCAAGAACUGCACCUGCGGUCUCAAGGACGAGGAGGAUAAGCCCGUCAUGUCGGAGAAGGACCUCAACCAGCUCGUGUCGGGCUGUGGAAACUGCUACAAGGGCGACGCCUUCCGAUGCGGCAGCUGCCCGUUCCUCGGCAAGCCUGCCUUCAAGCCGGGCAUGGAGAAAGUUCUGCUGAACCUCGACAACUCGGACGAUAUCUAAAUUGCUCACACUUCGAGCAAGUAGUAGGAGAUUGCCACGUGACUGGCUACCCAAGGUCUGAGCAAUCCUGCAGGAGCAGUCGAUCCAUUGUGGACGUGCUGGUACAGUAAAGACGCACCAAUACAGCCUGCUAAAAGGCACUGCAUUCACUUGUAC
Phytophthora sojae is the source of this 1026-nucleotide messenger RNA. RefSeq lists its product as hypothetical. The record is from RefSeq and is a predicted model, not a curated record. The coding region runs from base 46 to 870 and encodes 274 amino acids. Gene Ontology annotation, cellular component: cytoplasm. The transcript is spliced from 3 exons. Gene Ontology annotation, molecular function: iron-sulfur cluster binding. Gene Ontology annotation, biological process: iron-sulfur cluster assembly. NCBI's taxonomy places the organism in Eukaryota, Oomycota, Peronosporomycetes, Peronosporales, Peronosporaceae.